GUCUCCAAAUUGAGCGGCAGCGGGAAGGCGAGCCUGACGCAGAUCUGCUCCGGACACUGCUGUGUCUGCUGGAAAAAGCUGAGAGUGCUGCCGGAGGGUGGUCUGUCUGUGUGUGUUGACAUCCACGGGGGCUGGGAGGAUGUAUGUGCCGCUUCAUGCGCCAACCUCCACUCUCCAAGUGAAGUCUCCACACCUAUAGGCUGUUUUUUUUCCCUACCCCCAUCGCGGCUACAUUUUCAUCCAAAUUGGUCUCACCUUGCCGCUGACGCUUGGAUGUUGAUAAAACGACGCGCAUGCGUUGCUCUUGGAAUAAUUUUGCAGCCUAAGUUGCAUCCCUGAGAUCUUGUGUCAAAGUCGUUGGCAGGAUCGGAGUUAGUGAUGUGGACUACUCUGGACCGCGGAUGCUGGGGGGUCUGCUGCUUGUCCCUGCUGGCGACUGUAGUCUGCGGGGCGCAAAGCGCCAACGAACCUAGCAACAUGUCAUAUGUGAAAGCCACCGUGGACAAACUGCUGAAGGGCUAUGACAUCCGUCUGCGGCCUGAUUUUGGAGGCGCCCCUGUGGAUGUUGGCAUGAGCAUAGACAUCGCCAGCAUUGACAUGGUGUCUGAAGUCAACAUGGACUACACCAUCACCAUGUACUUCCAACAGUCCUGGAGAGACAAGCGCCUCUCCUACACAGGCAUUCCUCUCAAUCUCACCCUGGACAACCGGGUGGCAGACCAGUUGUGGGUCCCUGACACCUACUUCAUUAAUGACAAAAAGUCUUUCGUCCAUGGGGUGACAGUAAAGAACCGUAUGAUCAGACUGCACCCUGAUGGAACUGUGCUAUACGGUCUCAGGAUCACCACAACAGCUGCCUGCAUGAUGGACUUGCGCAGAUACCCACUGGAUGAGCAGAACUGCACCUUGGAGAUUGAGAGCUAUGGAUACACCACUGAUGACAUUGAAUUCUACUGGCAGGGAGGAAGCAACACAGGCUCAGUCACUGGGGUGGAGAACAUCGAACUGCCCCAGUUCUCCAUCAUAGACUACCAAACCCUCUCCAAGAAAGCUGUGUUUGCCACAGGUUCUUAUCCACGUCUGUCGCUGAGCUUUAAGCUGAAGAGGAACAUUGGCUAUUUCAUUCUGCAAACUUACAUGCCCUCCACCCUGAUCACCAUCCUGUCCUGGGUCUCCUUCUGGAUCAACUAUGAUGCCUCGGCUGCCAGAGUCGCAUUAGGUAUAACCACGGUGCUGACAAUGACCACCAUCAAUACCCACCUUAGGGAGACUCUGCCCAAGAUCCCCUACGUCAAGGCCAUUGACAUUUAUCUCAUGGGUUGCUUCGUCUUCGUCUUUCUGGCCUUGCUGGAGUACGCCUUUGUCAACUACAUCUUCUUUGGCCGAGGUCCUCACCUACAGAAGAAGGUAGCAGAAAAGGCUGCCAAGUCCAACAACGAGAACAAGAGCAGAUUGGAGAGCAACAAAGUGCAGGUUGAUGCUCAUGGCAACAUCCUCCUAACCAACUUAACCAGUGAGAUGGGUGGAGCAGAUAUGAUGGGAGCUCUCAACGACCCUCGGGCUACCAUGUUCUCUUAUGACAGUGCCAGCAUACAGUACCGUAAGCCCAUGACCAGCCGAGACCUGUAUGGACGACCAGCCAUUGACCGGCCAAUGGGCCACAAGAAGGGCCGCUUGCGGAGGAGGGCUUCGCAGCUCAAAGUCAAGAUCCCCGACCUCACGGACGUCAACGCCAUAGACAAGUGGUCCCGUGUCGUCUUCCCAAUUGCAUUCACCUUCUUCAACCUGGUCUACUGGCUUUACUAUGUCCAUUAGGGUGGCAGUAGCGGGCCUCUGUGGCAGCACUACUGCUAAUGAUUUGAUAGAAAAGCUACCUAGGUCUUGUACAGCAAUGAAAACGAAGGAGCGUUCAGUCCAUUUGUAUACAUCCUGUUUUGGAAUGAGUAGUACUGGAUGUCUUUACAAUGUAAAUACAAUUUAAUAUAUAAUAUAUAAAUAUAUAUAUAACAGAGGUAUAAUUUAUUAAAAAUCCUAUCACUUUUGCUGUACUCAUCCAUACAAAAUAGAUAGAUAAAAAUAAUGGAAUUUAAGACACAGUAAAGGUAUGGUAUUUCUAAGUUCAAACUUGCCAAAAAGACUUUGGUGACUCCAAAAUUAUGGGCAAUGAUCUUUCAUUUGUUCUAUAUCUUUUUCUUACCUUCCGUUAUCUCACUUUUUGCAUGUGAAUGGAACACAACUUUUUGUUUGCUUAAGACAAAAACAAGAGCAAAGGAAGCCCAGUGCAAAACAAGUAGGUAAUUAUAACAGUUUUUACAUGAUCUUGUGACUGAAGCUCAUCCAGCUUAUUAACAGAAGACGUUUGGUUGAAUUCCACCGUAAUAAGAUAGUCCUGAUUUGAUUUAAGGUCAGUGCUCUGAUUGAGGUCAUUUUUGUGGAGCCGGAUAUGCAUCGUGUUGAAAUCCUUCUCUGAAAGCCAUCUGUGAGCUAACAAACAUGUCAGAUUGCUUUUCAUGACAUGUUCUCUUUUUUUGACAAGUUUCUUUUCAGUUCUGUAAAAAAAGAAAAAAAAAGAAAAAGCUUUGCAUGGCUCUACUGAGCCACUCUGUAUUAUAAUCAUUAUACUGUAUGCUUUCGAACAAUCAUUGCAUAUAAGGUAAGUACAGGACAGAUGUUAAUUGGAACUCCAACUAAUUUCUCAAAAACAAAAUGUAGUCGAAUUUGUAUCUAUGAUAUUCUCACAGUGUCUGUGAGCAUGUACAAUGUAAUUUUCUUUAAAAGAAAUCAGGUAAAGAAUGACCAAUGAUGUCACCAUGCUUUCAAAAUCACAUUUAAAAUUUCAAGCCCUGAUAAAACUCGCUGCUGGUGUUGAACAUUUUGUGUUACAGACUAUUAUUAAACAUUUUUGUCAGAUACCUGAAAAUAUACUGUUCAUAACUGUUAGAAAUACAUAGAGGGUUAUCCAUCUCAGUGUGUUAAAUAAUUACAGGGCAAGUUUGAGGUCACUGUUACUCUAAUUUAUUUUUCAGUGGAUUGCCUUUCAGCUCAUUAUCAAGGCUUAGGGUUAGGGAUCAGUUGUAAGACCCCAGUUCAAGUUUGCUCCAGCUCCAGUCCUACAGUCAGGUUCAAAAUACAUUUCUGAGGACAAACUAGUGGUGAGGACAGACAGAGUAGGUAUGACCAACAUCAAACAAAGUGUAAUAGCUGGCCCAGUGUCCCUAGAAAUUAUUUCCAUAUUGGACAAAACCUCACAAAUCAUGUUCUGUGCCAAUGCCAGAAGUUGAGCGUCCUUUACAGUAUACACCAGUCAGCCAAAACAUUAAAACC
Molecule: messenger RNA, 3324 nt
Organism: Epinephelus moara (kelp grouper)
Lineage: Eukaryota; Metazoa; Chordata; Actinopteri; Perciformes; Serranidae
Gene: gabrb1
Product: gamma-aminobutyric acid type A receptor subunit beta1
Exons: 9
Coding region: 379-1815 (478 amino acids)
Biological process (GO): nervous system process; regulation of membrane potential; monoatomic ion transmembrane transport
Cellular component (GO): neuron projection; membrane; synapse
Molecular function (GO): GABA-A receptor activity; extracellular ligand-gated monoatomic ion channel activity; neurotransmitter receptor activity
Source: RefSeq, a predicted model, not a curated record